Funneliformis caledonium is the source of this 1551-nucleotide messenger RNA. NCBI's taxonomy places the organism in Eukaryota, Fungi, Glomeromycota, Glomeromycetes, Glomerales, Glomeraceae. The record is from the annotation of a GenBank genome assembly.
AUGAAGUUUCCACCUGAAAUCCUUCAAAAUAUAUUUAAACAAGUUAGUCAUUUCACGGAUCUAUAUAAUUGUUUAUUAGUAAAUAGGUAUUGGUGUACGAAUGUAUUACCAACGCUAUGGGAGAAUCCAUUAGAAAAAAUCUUUUGGAGUCGAAAUUUCAAGAUAAUUGAAAUAUACAUUUCAUGUCUUUCCCCUCAAUCCAAACUUAUCCUUCAACAGAAUGGAUUAGAAAGAGUUCAGUUACUCAAAAAAGGCGACAAGGACGUUCCAUUAUUUAAUUAUAUAAUGUAUUUAAGAGGAAUAGAUUUUACCAUAUUGUAUACGGCCACAGCGAAUUGGAUUUUUAAAAUUAUAAUCGAACAACGACGUCAACAAUUAGAAAGGAAAUUAGUAGAAGAAGAUAGUACGAUUGAAGAUAUAUCAAACCUUUCAAACACGCAAUUAAUUAUCUUUCAAGAAUUAAUUAAAAUGAUUGUAAAAAAAAGUUCCGUACAACGUUAUAAAUUAACCAUACCAGAAGGGCUCGGAUCUUAUACCUACCUUGAUUGUUUAAAUGAAAUCAUACCGGAAAGAUCACACCUUGAAUUAUUAAAGUUAACGACAAGUAAUUAUCAUUUAUUCUUUAGUAAAUUUAAAAAUAUCUUUUGUACCAUUGAUAAAUUGAUAAUUAAAUGCAAAGAGGAUGACGAUAAUUUAAGUGAUUUUUUAAAUUCUUUACCAAGAAUACAUUUUUUGAAGAUUCGUUUGAUUGAUCAACCGAUGCCAAGCUUAACGAACGCUUUAAGGAAUCUUUUAAAGGCUAACGAUGACAAGUUAACUUACCUUUGGAUUAAGCAAGGUGGAUCGAUUCCGCUGGAUGUUUUUUCCGGAUGUAAAAAUCUCGUUAAUUUAAGAAUAACGGAUUCGCAUUUACCGGACGCUCGUAAUACGACAAAAUCCUUUUGGUCAUUAAACACGUUACUACCUUUUUCUAAUGGACCGGCGUAUAAUCAUCUUGUUGAAUUUAGUUUAAGCAUAGAUGCAAGGAUAAAUUUACAUCAACUCUCUAAAAUUAUAUCAAAGACGAACGGAAGCCUUCAAUAUUUAUGUUUAAAAUGGGAAAUCGAACAAGAUCCUGAACAUAGUCAACUUUUAUUUGAAAAUAUUUUGAAAUCAUGUCCUAAUUUAAUUGACAUAUUUAUUUCAAUCUCACCUCAUACUAUAAAAUAUUUAAUCGAUUUUUUGGAAAAUCUUAAACAUUUGGAAAUUUUAGAGAUUGAUUCUUUGGUGAAGAACAUAGAUUUGAAUGAUUGGUUGCCCAACAUUGGUAGUAAAGUCACGGCAAGGUUAUCGUUGUUAGGCUUUUAUUGUAAAUUUAUUUGUAAUUUAGACGAAUUUUAUCAAUUUCUUGAUAAUAUACCCUCAAUUCCUUUAUUCGGUGAUCAGUGGUUUUCCGUAGGAUUGGAAUUGUAUUUUCAUGAUGCUAACGCAUGGAUAGGACGAGAUAAAAUUGAUUUGUUGAAAAUUUAUGCUAAAAUUGGUAAGAUUCAUAGCAACGUUUGCGGGCCUUAA